Nymphaea colorata (pocket water lily) is the source of this 1073-nucleotide messenger RNA. RefSeq lists its product as uncharacterized. The record is from RefSeq and is a predicted model, not a curated record. Bases 327 to 899 code for a protein of 190 amino acids. NCBI's taxonomy places the organism in Eukaryota, Viridiplantae, Streptophyta, Magnoliopsida, Nymphaeales, Nymphaeaceae. The transcript has a single exon.
CUCUCUCUCUCUCUCUCUCUCUCUCUCUCACUGGACCUUAGCUUUUGACUGUAAGGUCUGGAUGAAUUAUUAGAGAACUUAUUUCCCCCUCUCCAAGAAGGAAGGCUUAAUUGAAGGCUGCCCAACAGAGCACUUGCUCUCCCUCUUUAUCUCUUUCCUCCCAUGAUUGACAAUCCUACCAUCUCUCUACCUGCGCACAAGUGCAGAAGGAAAACCUCCAUCUCUCUACUUGUGCACAAGUGCAGGAGGAAAACCUCCAUCUCUCUCUUUCUCCAUCUCUCUCUUUCUCUCUGCAACGCCCUUUAGUGCUUCAUGCUCAACACCCAAUGACCAACCGGAAAUCAAAACUCAACUCAGGCGCUGCAGAAGACGGAUUAGCGCUGGUGAAGGCCGCAGCAUGGGCUUGGUACCUGCACGGGUCCGGCAAAGAAGGGAAGCCGGCUCGAGAAUUCGAUUCAUGGAGGACCAAGCAGCCACCAAGGCCAUCUCGAUACAAGCUUGAGGCCAUGAGGGACCAACUGACGGAUCGCUCAAGGUUACCCAGCACUAGCCCGAGGCAGGAUCCACCGGCGAACUCACUACUGGACCCCUAUGAAAUCCAGAGCAUAUCUAAGCGGCUAACUUAUGCUCUAGAGGACUCCAUUCAGGACAAUUGCAUCUUCGUCGACGACGAUGGCUUGGACGGCGGCCGGAAAAUGUUGACGGCAAGGAACAAGCAGCAAAGGAAGGCCGCGGAAAGAAGAAGACUCAAGGGGUGGCUCGGGUGGGGAGGAGCAUGGAUGAGGCAUGCCUCAGCGGUUUGUGGUCCAGGAGAAGGUGUGGUCGAGACCAGCUUAGCUGCCAAAGGCCGGACGGGAGAGAAGGGAUGCUUUGUGGUGGUGAGCUCCGCGCACCUCUGAUAAGGCAGCAUACAUACGUAUCCGGUGGUGCAAUAAUUUUGUGACUUGCCUCUGCUCCUUCAUCCAGACUGCAAAUUGUAAAUAUUUUCAUCCUGUGAAGAGAAUUAGAUGUAUAUAUGAUGUUUGGCUAGAAACCAUACUGUCAUGGAUUAAUUAUAUAAGGCUUUUUUCUCA